Ustilaginoidea virens is the source of this 1719-nucleotide messenger RNA. RefSeq lists its product as uncharacterized. Gene Ontology annotation, cellular component: fungal-type vacuole. The record is from RefSeq and is a predicted model, not a curated record. The coding region runs from base 1 to 1719 and encodes 572 amino acids. NCBI's taxonomy places the organism in Eukaryota, Fungi, Ascomycota, Sordariomycetes, Hypocreales, Clavicipitaceae. Gene Ontology annotation, biological process: sucrose catabolic process. The transcript has 2 exons. Gene Ontology annotation, molecular function: sucrose alpha-glucosidase activity.
AUGAGAUAUAGAGCCGUCAUUACUCUCAGCUGCUCCUUGUUGUCUGGUGUGCGGAGUCAGUCACAAAAUGGUCCGACAAACGCUCCUCAGGUCGAGCCUGAUGUGCCAUCGAAGGCUCCCCUCGUUGGCGAUUAUAGAGGUCAAUACAGACCGCAAGUUCACUUCUCAGCCCCAAAACACUUCUUGAAUGACCCGAACGGCUUAUUCAGAGAUGGAAACGGUACCUGGCACAUGUAUUAUCAGCACAAUCCUACAGGCAACACGGCAACGAACCAACACUGGGGGCAUGCUACCUCCCAAGACUUGUACCACUGGACAAAUCAGCCACUUGCUUUGUUCCCCCCCAGGAAGAAUGUCUAUAUUUACUCAGGAAGUGCCGUUGUAGAUACAAACAACACGUCAGGUUUCUUUCCUAAUCAAGAAAACGGCGUCGUCGCAAUCUAUACCUUGGCUGAGUACGAUGCUGAUGGAAACCCUGGUCCGCAAACUCAGGCGAUUGCGUACUCCCGUGACGGUGGCUUCCACUUCACUCCAUACGCCAACAACCCCGUCAUACACAGUACCUCUUCGCAAUUUCGUGAUCCCAAGGUAAUUCGGUACCACCUUCACUGGGUCAUGGUGGUAGCGUAUUCGGAAGAACUCACCAUCGGAAUAUACACAUCGCCAGAUCUCAUCACCUGGAGUCAUGCAAGCAACUUCACUCUUCCCGGACUCCUCGGCUUUCAGUGGGAGUGUCCUAACCUGGUACGCAUGACGUACCGUGAUGAAAGGGGCCACAGACAGCACGACAUGUGGACUCUACUCAUCAGUAUCAACCCCGGCGCUCCCUUGGGUGGGUCCAUCACGGAAUAUUACCCUGGAAGGUUCAACGGAACUCACUUCGAGGCUGUUGACUCGGUUGCCAGAAUCGCGGAUUUGGGCAAAGACAACUAUGCCGGGCAGUUCUUCUACGGCACCCCCGAUGACGAGGACCCAGUCUUUAUCGCGUGGGCGUCUAACUGGGAGUACGCAGAGUCAGCGCCUUCCGAUGUGGAGAACUGGCUGGGCGCAAUGACUCUACCGCGGCGCACCUACCUGACAAAGACGGAGCGCGUCGGCUGGAAAUGGGUCAACUAUCCCUACAACAUGAGGCCGAUCAUGGGGGAGACCUUGGCGGCCCACGAACGCCAUGCCAACGGAAAUGUCACUGUUGACUUCUCCCACGUGACUUCCAACGCUGUGUAUUGGGAAGCCAACGUGACCGGGAUACCGAAGCAGGGGAUAUCGAAGCUGGCAGCUCUGAAGUUUAAAUUUGUCAGCCCCGUGACCGCCGAGUAUAUACGAGGCGGCUACUACUUGGGUGGAUUAUCGCAGUUUUACCUUGACAGAGGAGGUGCCAAGGGCUUUGACAACGUCUUCUUCACCGACAAAUUCUCUGCGUCCAGCCUUGGGCAGAAUGGAUCGUGGUCAAUGAGUGGUGUUUUGGACCGCUCAAUGCUGGAAGUGUUUCUCGAGGGAGGGAUCGACAGUGGCACGGUGACGUUUUUCCCUACCUGGCCAUUGACUUUGAUGGUCUUGGAUAUGUGCGACCUGCCCAAAGGUGUGCAUGUCAGCAUUCGAGUGAAUGCCUUGAAAAGCAGCUGGGCCGGCAUGGAGAGCAGGGAUGGGCUCGUGUACGGAAAUCAAUCCACCAAGAACAUGGCGUCCGAGGACAUCAAUCACUUGUUGCGAUGGGUAUGA